Chaetomium strumarium is the source of this 1667-nucleotide messenger RNA. RefSeq names its product serine protease. Gene Ontology annotation, biological process: proteolysis. NCBI's taxonomy places the organism in Eukaryota, Fungi, Ascomycota, Sordariomycetes, Sordariales, Chaetomiaceae. The transcript has 2 exons. Bases 1 to 1251 code for a protein of 416 amino acids. Gene Ontology annotation, molecular function: serine-type endopeptidase activity. The record is from RefSeq and is a predicted model, not a curated record.
AUGAGGUUGGUUAUUACCGCAUUAUGUGGUCUUAUGACAGGACUGUUCAUGAUCCCGACCGCGCUUGCGGCUGCAACGACCAAGAAUGACUGGGCGCCGGCCGACACUGUUGUUCCAAAAAAAUACAUCAUCAAGUACAAGCCCGAUAUAAACGCCUUGGAAAGAGAAUUACACGAAGCGAACGUCAAUGUCAAGGCAAGGAAUGGCGGCCAAAGGGGAAUUGUCGCCGGCUUCGGCAUGCCUGGCCUGCAGGGCUACAUCGUGGAGAUCCCGUCCUCAGAACUAGCCGACCUGGUACAGCAGAGUGACUUGAUCGAAUACAUCGAAAAAGACACCAUCGCCAAGGUGGCGGUGGCAGAUAUCACUCCGCCCACCCCCAAGCGCGCCAUGACCUCCCAGUACAACGCGCCAUGGGGCCUCGCUCGCGUCUCACACCGUACCCGCGACCACUGGGACCACUACUACUACGACUCCAGCGCGGGCAAAGACGUACGCGUGUACGUGCUGGACACGGGCAUCCGUACGACGCACGCCGAGUUCGCCGACGGCGGCGGCGGCGGCCGGGCCGAGUGGGGCGCCAACUUCGUCGCGGGCUCGCCGGACGCGGACGAAGCCGGGCACGGCACGCACGUGACUGGCGUCGUGGCCGGGGUGACGUACGGCGUGGCCAAGAGGGCGACCGUGGUGGCCGUCAAGGUACUCGGCCGCGGCGGCGGCAUGUCCGGCUUGCUGCAGGGGUUGGACUGGGCCGUGGCCGACGCGCGCCAGCGCGGGGCGGCCGGCCGCACCGUCAUCAACAUGUCGCUGAGCGGCGCCUACACGCAGUCGGUUAACGACGGCGUGAGCGCCGCCACCGACGCCGGCCUGAUCGUGGUGGCGGCCGCGGGCAACGAUAAUGGCUCCGCCGCGGAGUGGUCGCCCGCUUCGGCGCCGUCGGCAAUCACCGUUGGGGCGAUUGACAGGGAUGACCGGCGAGCCGGGUUCUCGAACUGGGGGGCGGCUGUGGAAAUCUUCGCUCCGGGUGGCGGGAUCGCGAGUGCCUACAACAGCAGUGAUUCCGCUACGGCAACCAUGACGGGGACCAGCAUGGCGGCCCCUCACGUCGCUGGUCUGGCGGCGUACUUCAUCGCCAUGGAUGGACUCUCAGGCAGCCUUGCGGUGACGGAGCGGAUACUGGAUGUUGCUACCAAGGGUGUCGGGGACCCAAGGGGCGCCGCUGAUCGGAUCGGCUAUAGUGCCGAUGGUGCUUGAGUGAGUGCUUGUGGCGCAGGUCCAAGGUACUUGGCAGGUCGUUGCUCCGUACGAGGGAGAGGUAGAGGUGGUUGUUGUUAGUAGUACAGAGUUAUAUAAAGCCUAAUCCUAUAACAUUGCACAAUGCGCAGGAUUGGCUGUAUGACAACUAUGUUUAUCUGGGUCAUAUUGGCAGCGAACCUUCACUCUGUGACCUGCUCGGUAGAGCAGAGCAGCCUGUUCUCCCAAGGACGCAAUGCGUGAUAGCCUGUAAGUCGAGAAAAGGGGAUCGUGCUUACCUGUUUUUAGGAACUCGAAGGACCGAAGCCCACCGCUCGAUCGAAAUCACUCUUUUAAGCAGCUCUACAGUCCGCAUUGCCUGAGGAAGUUAGGAGCAGAAGACGUGGUAGCUCGGUUGAGGAAUAGUUAGUUCCGUG